GUUAGAGUUUUUAGACUUUUGAGUUACAUUUAUAAUUAAUUUGAGUUGAAGAUGUAUAUAAAGUCUAUGGUAUUAGAAGGAUUUAAAUCAUACGGAAAGAGAAUCGAAAUAAAUGGUUUCGAUAAAGAGUUUAAUGCAAUCACAGGAUUCAAUGGUACCGGGAAAUCUAACGUUCUGGACGCGAUAUGCUUUGUUUUGGGAAUUACACAACUUGGACAGGUGCGUGCAGCAUCAUUGCAAGAUUUGGUUUAUAAAUCUGGGCAAGCAGGCAUUAAGAAAGCUAGUGUUACUAUAACAUUUGAUAAUCGUGAUAAAAGUUCAUCACCUAUGGGGUAUGAACAUCACCAGGAAAUAACAGUUACAAGAAGAAUUUUAAUCGAUGGUAAAAAUGGAUAUUUGAUUAAUGGAUCUAAUGUGACAAACAAACGUGUACAAGACAUGUUCUGUUCUGUUCAACUUAAUGUGAAUAACCCUCAUUUUUUAAUAAUGCAAGGAAGAAUUACAAAAGUUCUUAAUAUGAAACCUGUAGAAAUAUUGUCCAUGAUAGAGGAAGCAGCAGGUACACGAUUGUAUGAAAAUAAAAAGGAGGCUGCUUUGAAAACUAUUGAAAAGAAAAAUACUAAAUUAAGGGAAAUAAACAAUAUUUUGAAAGAAGAAAUAGGCCCAAGAUUAGCAAAGCUUAGAGAAGAGAAAAUACAAUAUGUGGAAUUUCAACGUAUUGAGAGAGAACUAGAACACUGUAAAAGAAUUUGUCUUGCUUGGAAAUAUGUUAAAGCGUUGAACGAAAGUGAAAAAGCUGAAGAAAAUGUACAAAAUGUUAAAAAUAAAAUAGACGAAAAGACAAAAAGUAUUGCUGCUGGCGAAGAAGACCUUAAAAGUAUUGUGGAGGAAUGCAAGGAAUUAUCUAAGAAAAUAGAUGAAGAAACAGGAGGACAAUUGGAGUCAUUGCAGAAGGAAUUGCAACAGGCGGAAAAACACCAAUUUAAAUUAGCAGCUGAAGUUAAUAGUAAUAAAGAAAGCAUUAAAACUGCUAAAAAAGCUGUGGAACAAUUAAAAAUUAACAUAAAAGAUGAUGACAAUGUUUUUAAAUCAAAGCAGAAACAGUUUGUAAACGUUGAAGAGCUUUUUAAGAAUUUAAAAGAAAUGGAUCAACAAGAUUCUGAUGCAGUAUUAACUGCACAAGAACAAUAUCAAAAAAUUAGUGCUGGUUUAUUACAAAACAAAGAUGGUGAAAAUGCCACGCUAGAACAACAAUUGAUAACUGCUAAACAAAGUGUAACCGAAGCGCAGACGCAACGUAAGCAGUGUGAAAUGACAUUAAAACAUAAUAGAGAACAGUUAAAGACGAAAAAGGCAGAUUUGAAAAAUACCGAGCAUGAAUAUAAACAAUACACUAAAAAUCUUGAUAAUAAAGAGAAAGAUUUAAAAAAUUUGGAAAAUGAAUUGAAAAAAGUAAAUUAUGAGGACGGAAGUAUAGAACAGCUUCAACAACAAAAAAAUGUCUUGAGGAAUGAAGUAAGAGUAUUAGAAGAAAAUGUGGACUCUUUUGAAUCGAGAUAUCCGCGUAUUAGGUUUGAAUAUAAGAAACCAGAACCUAAUUUUAAUCACGAUUCUGUAAAAGGAGUGGUUUGCAAAUUAAUCACACUGAAGGAUAAACAAGCAGCAUAUGCAUUGGAUACUGCUGCAGGAGGAAAGCUAUAUAAUGUAAUAGUAGAUACAGAAAUUACUAGUAGAAAACUACUUCAAAAUGGGCAACUACAACAGCGAGUUACUUUUAUUCCAUUGAAUAAAAUAGAUGGAAGAACGAUGGAUAGUAACAUAAUUCGUUUGGCAGAAAGAUUAGGUGGCGCUGGAAACGUUCAAACAGCAUUGUCUCUUAUAAAUUUUCCAGAGGAGACACGGUCAGCUAUGAAUUGGAUUUUUGGGCAAAUUUUUAUUUGUAAAGAUAUUGAUACCGCCAAGAAAAUUGCGUUUCAUGCGAAUAUCAUGAAGAAGUGUGUUACUUUGGAAGGAGAUGUCGUUGAUCCUGCAGGUAUUUUAUCUGGAGGCGCAGCAUCGAAAUCUGGAUCGGUUCUUUUAAAAUUAGAAGAAUUAAAAACUAUUCAAAAUGAGUUAAAUAUGAAACAACAGACUCUUGGAAAUAUUGAAACUACUCUGGCAAAUUUAAGCAAGGUCGCAGAAAAAUAUAUGUCGCUGAAACAAACAUUCGAUUUACGGAAUUAUGAAAUCGGUGUGAUAAAACAAAGAUUAGAACAAACAGUAUAUUAUAAAAUAAAAGAAGCGAUUGAUUUGUUAGAAAAUAGUAUCGAAGAGCUUUUACAGAAAAUGACUACAGCGGAACAAAAUGAAAAACAGAAUAGUGAACGCGCGAAAGAACUAGAGCAUCAAUUGAAAGAUUCGGUUAAUAUUCGCGAGAAACAACUAGCAGAAGCCAAAACGAAACUGGAACAACUGAAAAAGAAAGCUGAAAAUAGUCGUAAAGAGUGGCAAAAGCGGGAAUAUGAAGCAGAAACGCUUGAUUUAGAAAUGAAAGAAUUGCAAAGCAGUGUUGAAACUGGAAAAGCACAAUUAUUAGAAUCGGAAGGAAAGUUGAAUGCGCUACAAGAAACAACUGAUAAAUUAGAACAAGAAUUAAGCGAAGCUAGGAGUAAUGUUAAACGGUUAGAAUCUAAUAUAAAAGAACAGAAAACCUCGAUCAAUAAGCAAAAUACUUAUAUGCAAAAGCUUGUAACAAAGAAAGAAGAUAUAAUGAAACGAAACAAGGACGCAGAAUUAGAUAUUCAAAAGUUAAACUACGAAAUUAACUCGAUUCAGAGUUGUGCUAAAAGUUGUAAACAAAAAGUAUUGGAACUGUCGCGAAAAUACGAAUGGAUCGAACAAGAUAAGAUUUAUUUUGGAAAAACAGGUGGUAUUUAUGAUUUUGAGGUUAAUAAACCUGAUGAAAUGGAACAGAAAUUACAACGUUUACAAACAUCGCGAGAAAAAUUAACUCGAAAUAUUAACACACGUGCUAUUAUUUUGUUUGAUAAAGUGGAAGAACAAUAUAAUGAAACGAUGAAGAAACAAAGGAUAGUUGAAAACGAUAAACGCAAAAUAUUAGAAACAAUUAAACAUUUAGACGAAAAGAAAAAAGCAACGUUGUUGAAAGCUUGGAAACAAGUAAAUAAAGAUUUUGGAUCCAUAUUUAGUACUUUGCUACCAGGAGGUGAUGCAAAAUUGCAAGCUCCGGAAAAUCAAACGGUUACAGAUGGUUUAGAAGUAAAAAUUGCGUUCUCCGGAAUUUGGAAAGAAUCACUAGGAGAAUUAUCCGGAGGGCAGAGAUCUUUAGUAGCUUUAUCUUUAAUUUUAGCCAUGCUUCUAUUUAAACCCGCGCCACUUUAUAUUUUGGACGAGGUUGACGCUGCUUUGGAUCUUUCUCAUACGGAAAAUAUUGGAAUAAUGUUGAAAAGACAUUUUAAACAUUCACAAUUUAUUGUUGUAUCGUUAAAAGAUGGACUGUUUAAAAACGCUAAUGUAAUAUUCACAACUAAAUUUGUUGAUGGAAUGUCAACAAUAUCUAGAAAUCAGAUAAGAAGUAACUAA
Messenger RNA from Colletes gigas, 3582 nucleotides. It is a transcript of the gene SMC2, whose product is annotated as structural maintenance of chromosomes protein 2. Gene Ontology annotation, biological process: chromosome organization. Gene Ontology annotation, cellular component: chromosome. The record is from RefSeq and is a predicted model, not a curated record. Bases 52 to 3582 code for a protein of 1176 amino acids. NCBI's taxonomy places the organism in Eukaryota, Metazoa, Arthropoda, Insecta, Hymenoptera, Colletidae. Gene Ontology annotation, molecular function: ATP binding; ATP hydrolysis activity; protein binding. The transcript has 8 exons.